GAGGAUUAUAUACGCAUGAACCGUGGUAUAAACGAUAGUCAGGAUCUGCCCAGGGAGUACUUGGGCAAGAUCUACGAUGAGAUCGCCCGCCAACACUUUGACAAAGCCAGCCGCGAAAUGGAAGCUCUGGCCCAGAGUGCUCGCGAACUGAUGGAAUCUGUAAGUUGUUCUCGUGUUCCGCGGAGCUGUCUCCACUCCAACUAG
Dibothriocephalus latus is the source of this 204-nucleotide messenger RNA. NCBI's taxonomy places the organism in Eukaryota, Metazoa, Platyhelminthes, Cestoda, Diphyllobothriidea, Diphyllobothriidae. The record is from the annotation of a GenBank genome assembly.